AUGAGUCUGGCCACCACGCUUUCGAAGGAGAGUCUGCAAACUCUCCUCCAGCACGCCAACUUUCUGGAUGGAAUAAAGUUUGUUCUCUCUGCAUUUGUGAUCUAUUCUUGCUGCAUGAUAGCAGUAGACUGGGUCGUCUAUGAAUGGAAACGCAAGGCACAUGGGUGUGGCAAGAUCCCUCGGUACCCUCAUCGCGACCCAUUCUUCGGCUUCGAUAUUGUGCUUGGUAUGGCCAAGGCACUGCGCAAUGACUACUUCCUUGUCUGGCUCAACAAAAUCCAUGAGAAUCUGCCAAAGACCUUCUUGGUGAACUUUGUUGGCACCCGGUUCAUCUACACCAUUGAGCCCGAGAAUAUGAAGAGUAUGUCCGCCAUCAACUGGCAGGACUUUGCUGUUGGUCCAAUGCGGCGCAAUAACAAGGCGACUGCUCCAUUUGCGGACAAAGGCGUCAACACUGUCGACGGACAUGAGUGGGAAUUCAGCCGAUUUCUGAUCAAACCAUUCUUCAAGCGCGAAACCUUCACAGAUACCGCUCGUCUGACCAUCCAUGUUGAUCGAGUUUUGGAACUACUGCCAGCGGACGGUGAAACAGUCAAUAUCCAGCCACUCAUUCAACGUUGGUUCCUUGACGUGACCACCGAGUCUCUCUUUGGGGAGUCAAUCGAGUCUCUGGUAUAUCCGGAGAGAGCCCCAAUAUGCUGGGCAAUGGUGGACUUUCUCCGAGGUCCGACUGCGGCUUCAAUGGCAUGGCUCGAUGCAGUGGAUGUGGUCCACAAGUACCUGAAUGCGCAUAUUGGCCGAACGUACAACGAGCUCAACGAAUAUAAGCGCCAAGGAAAAGACCCGGAGACGGCUGAUCGCAAGGACCUGCUAUGGUAUAUGGCGAGCAAUCUGCAGGACAAGGAAGCCCUCCGAUCCCAGCUCUGCUUGAUCUUCGUGCCUAAUAACGAUACGACUUCCAUCUUCAUUAGCCAUAUCCUAUGGAAUCUUGCUCGUCAUCCAGAGAUAUACGAGAAAUGUCGCCAGGAGGUACUCGCGGUGGGCGACGCGGAGUUGACAUUCUCGGUAUUGCGAAAUAUGAAAUAUCUCAUCGCCAUCCUCAAUGAGACGCACCGCCUCUUUCCCAACGGCGUGACCCAGGCGCGGAAAUGCAUCCGAGAUACGACAUUGCCCGUGGGCGGGAAUGUCAUCCAUCGAGACCGCGAUAUCUGGGGCCCCGAUGCAGAGGGUUUCCGGCCCGAACGGUGGGAGAAUCUGCGGCCCUACUGGAACUUUGUUCCCUUUGGUGGAGGGCCCCGUCGUUGUCCGGCUCAGAUGCUGGUGACAGCAGAAGCCAGCUACUUCCGGGCCCGUCUGAUGCGCGUCUAUAAACGGAUUGAAGCCAGAGAUCCAAAUCCCUAUGUCGGAGUGAUGCGCGUGGGACCUUCAAACAAGACUGGCGUGCAAAUCGCGCUGUUCAAGGAGUGA
This is a messenger RNA of Aspergillus novofumigatus IBT 16806, 1467 nucleotides long. Its product is annotated as putative cytochrome P450 monooxygenase. Bases 1 to 1467 code for a protein of 488 amino acids. Gene Ontology annotation, molecular function: oxidoreductase activity, acting on paired donors, with incorporation or reduction of molecular oxygen; monooxygenase activity; iron ion binding. The transcript has 5 exons. Lineage: Eukaryota; Fungi; Ascomycota; Eurotiomycetes; Eurotiales; Aspergillaceae. The record is from RefSeq and is a predicted model, not a curated record.